This is a messenger RNA of Brassica oleracea var. oleracea, 3661 nucleotides long. Its product is annotated as cyclin-dependent kinase 17-like. Gene Ontology annotation, cellular component: cytoplasm. The transcript is spliced from 8 exons. The record is from RefSeq and is a predicted model, not a curated record. The coding region runs from base 355 to 3618 and encodes 1087 amino acids. Gene Ontology annotation, molecular function: protein tyrosine kinase activity; protein serine/threonine kinase activity; ATP binding. NCBI's taxonomy places the organism in Eukaryota, Viridiplantae, Streptophyta, Magnoliopsida, Brassicales, Brassicaceae. Gene Ontology annotation, biological process: peptidyl-serine phosphorylation; peptidyl-threonine phosphorylation.
AAGAAAAGAACCCUAAUCUAAGUUAUUUAAAAUUAAGGAAUCUUUAAUGAUUCGAAGUGAAUGUCCGAAAUCAUUACAUCCAAACGAAACCUAAACAUAGCUUCGUCUUCGUUUGAUCUGUAAGCACAUUUUCUCCUCUCGCGUAACCAGAACUCUCAUUUCUCGUUGGAUCCACUCCCCCCUCCUUAUAUACGCCUUUUAAAUUUUAUCCUUCCUCUUCUUCUUUGGAUCUCCAGCUGUUUUUCCAGACUCUUUGAUUUCUCAUUUAGAGCAUAUGAUUCCUUAGGAUCUUCGCGCUUAUCGGAGCAAAAGGUAGGUGCUUUCUCCUGUUACCCUUUGCUAAAAAGGUCAACAAUGACGGACAAAAGCUCUGUUGAUGGGAUCCUAGAGUUUCUCAAGAAGAAUCGUUUCUCUAAAGCAGAGGAAGCUCUGCGUAAUGAGCUCAACAACAACAACCCUUCUGACUUGAAUAGGUUUCUUGAGAAUCUUAACCUUGAGGACAAAGAUUCAAGUAAAGGUUCAAAACCAAAGGCUGCCAGUAAUCAAGGUUCUCGAGAUAGUCAAGUCCCCAAGGAGCUGAUUGUGAAAGAGAUUGACUGUGGGACUGGCAAUAAUGGGUCUGUAAUCAAAUGGGAGAAUGAUGAGAAAGCUAGCAAGAAGGUUAUAUCAAGGGAGAUGAGCUUCACGUUCUCUGAACAUUCAGGUGAUGCUGAAUUUACUACUUCAGGUAAGGGUACCUUAGACCCUUAUCGAAGCACUGAUGAUGUUAGUAGUAGCAGUUUGGUGGAUCCAUAUGCAUUGGAACAGUCGAGGCAUAUUGAUAAGAAAAUCGUGGAAACUGGUGAAGAUAUCGUUUUCUUUGGCAAUAAGACUACUUCAUGGUCUGGAAACACUACUAGUAAAGGGAACUCCGGAUCCAAAGUAAAUGAGAUUGAUAGGCCGAUUGAAAAAAGCUAUAGCACUCGCUUAAGAACUGAAGAUGUGGCAGAUACAACCUCAGAGAACAUGAAAGAGAGUUCUGUGAAGACUUCGAGAGGCGAUGAUGCCUCAACUAGUUACAGUCAUCAGGUCACCAGCUCGGACAAAAGAGACGGAAAGAAAAAGGCGGCAGCAGACGUUAAUGAUGUGAGGGCGGCGAUCAAGGAGCAGGAGAGUGAGGUGGCGAGAGCUUUGUUCUUUGGUAAAACUCAGUCUACUUUUGAUGACAAGAAUGUGAGCAGCUUAGGUUUUCCGCUUGUUUAUGAUGCAAGGAAGGAAGAGUUUCCUAGACUGCCUCCUGUUAAGCUCAAGUCUGAAGACAAUCCUCUGAGUCUUUACUGUGAAGAGAAGUUUGAGCGUGAUGGUUCAGGUUCAAGGCCGAUCAGUGAUGGAGAGUCUCUUCUCAUUGGCUCGUACCUUGAUGUUCCCAUUGGACAAGAAAUCAGCUCAUCAGGUGGGAAAAAAUCUGCUGGGGGAAACUGGCUUUCAGUAAGUCAGGGAAUAGCAGAGGAUGUAGAUGCAUCAGAUCUUGUUUCUGGCUUCGCUACCAUCGGUGAUGGCAUGAGUGAAUCUGUUGAUUACCGUAAUGAAUACUGGGACUCCGAUGAGUAUGAGGAUGAUGACGACAUUGGUUAUGUCAGACAACCUAUUGAGGAUGAGACAUGGUUCCUUUCCCAUGAAAUUGACUAUCCAAGUGAUCAUGAGAAAGCAACCACCCGCGGAAGUCCUGGUCAUGCAACCAAAGACGAGGAUGAUGAACAGUCUUACGCAGAGGAGGCUUCUUCUUAUAUAUCCGGCGAACAGUAUCCUCUAGCCAAAGUUGUUGAACCUGUUUCUUCGGAAAGUGACCGAAGGCUUACUGUCUCAGAGAUCUAUCCAGCUAGCAAGAAGGAUGAGUUGAUAUCUCAGUAUAUUGGGGAGCUGGUGGAUGAGGAGGUGCUCGAUUCGAUAAGUGAUGAGCCUGUUUGGCAAGGGUUUGAAGCUAAGAAAAGCGUGAAUGUUGUUCAUGAUGAUCAGCAUGAUUCAGUCAGGUCCAUUGGUGUGGGUAUUAAUAGCGACGCAGCUGAUUUCGGCAGCGAAGUACGUGAAAGUUUGGCUGGAGGAAGCAGCGAGGGAGAUUUUGAGUACCCUCGUGAUCAUCAUGAUGCUGUAUCAUCAUCAUCAUCAAGGUUUAAACGGGUUUACUCUGAGUCGGAUAAGAAACACAUUGAUGUACCGAACAAAGAUAAACAGAAAGCAAGUGAAGAAGACUCAGGGGGAAGUUUCCAUGUGAAGAAGACUCAAACCGAUGGAGUUUUUGAGUUUGGCAAUAAAAAAACGGUAAUUAGAGAUACUUUAACAGCUACUGAUGAUAUGGUUGCUACUUGGAGACGGAAAAGCAGUGAUACGUCAAGUUCUUCGGUGAAAGAAGAUAAUGCAAAAUCUAGAAACUCGUCAUCUCCCUCGUCUCUGUCAAAUUAUGCUUGCGGAGAAAGAAAGCGUGCUGAUAAAGAAGAUGAUGGCAGUGAGAGUGAAGAUGACAAUGCGACAGCACUUGAUGACGAAGAGGCAGUGGCUGUACAAGAGCAAAUUAGACAAAUUAAGGCACAAGAGGAGGAGUUUGAAACCUUUAACCUCAAGAUUGUGCAUAGGAAAAACAGAACUGGUUUUGAAGAGGAAAAGAACUUUCACGUGGUUUUAAAUUCGGUCAUUGCUGGGCGUUACCAUGUGACUGAGUACCUUGGAUCAGCAGCCUUCAGUAAAGCCAUACAAGCGCAUGACUUACAGACAGGAAUGGACGUUUGUAUAAAAAUCAUAAAGAACAACAAAGACUUCUUUGACCAGAGUCUUGACGAGAUUAAACUUUUGAAGUAUGUCAAUAAGCAUGAUCCUGCUGACAAAUACCAUCUUCUCCGGUUGUAUGAUUACUUUUAUUACCGAGAGCAUUUGCUAAUUGUAUGUGAACUACUUAAGGCAAACCUAUACGAGUUCCACAAAUUUAACAGAGAAUCAGGUGGUGAAGUCUAUUUCACAAUGCCACGAUUGCAGUCAAUCACGAUCCAAUGCCUUGAAGCACUUCAGUUUCUACAUGGGCUCGGACUUAUACACUGUGAUUUGAAGCCUGAGAACAUAUUGGUGAAAAGCUACAGCAGAUGUGAAAUAAAAGUCAUUGACCUCGGAAGCAGCUGUUUCGAGACUGAUCACCUAUGCUCCUAUGUCCAGUCGAGGUCGUAUAGAGCACCAGAAGUCAUUUUGGGACUUCCUUAUGAUAAGAAGAUAGACGUGUGGUCUCUUGGGUGCAUAUUGGCUGAACUAUGUACGGGGAACGUUCUUUUCCAGAAUGAUUCUCCAGCGAGUUUGCUUGCAAGGGUUAUGGGAAUCAUAGGAUCUAUAGAUCAGGAAAUGCUUAGGAAAGGGCGUGAUUCCCACAAAUACUUUACGAAAAACAGAAUGCUAUACGAGCGGAACCAGGAAAGCAGCAGAUUAGAGUACCUGAUACCUAAAAGAACAUCGUUGAGACAUAGGCUACCAAUGGGAGACCAAGGAUUCACAGACUUUGUGGCUCAUCUUCUUGAGAUAAACCCAAAGAAGCGUCCUUCUGCGUCAGAGGCUCUCAAGCACCCUUGGCUUUCAUACCCAUACGAGCUAAUCUCUACUUAAACAAUAAGUGACUUACUACUUUGGCUAUCAAAAAAAAAAAAAA